UUCGCCCUGCUUCUCCCGCGCUUUUCUUGCACCCAGGCCCCUGCGGUUUUGUGCUAUUUGCUGCGAGCGGGAUGGCCAGCGGCGGAGGUGGCCGUGGCCGCCGCCGGAAGGCUCGACGGGGGGCGAGGGCGAAGGCCAAGAGGAAGACCAAGUAUCUUAGCCUUAGCCGCCACUUGAUUAAGGUGGAGGAGGAUUUGGAGGCGGUGCGGUUGCCGGAGGUGGAGGUGGAGGUGGUGCCGAAGGAGGAGACGCCGUCGUCGCCGGAGGAGGGUGGAGAUGGACGUGAGGAAGAGAAGGAGGAGGAGCAGGAGAAGCGGCAGAUGGAGGUGUUUGCGCUGAAUCCUGAGCCGUCCACGCUGUUCGCGGCGGCGCCGUCGCUCAUCGACAUCCUCGGCGCCUCCGCUGGGGGCAGCGAGUCGUCAUCCGCCUCGCAGGAUGUUUCCGGUGGCGGGACGGAUGAGUUCCCCGGCGAGGAGGACGACCUGGCGCGCCGCGCGCUCCGAGGCCGGGAGCGGUGGGUGUACUGUAGUAGCUCCUCCCCGAGCGGGACGACCACUACUUCGUCCUCGUGCUCCUCGGCGGCGAGCACGGGCGCCUCCAGCGAAGGCGGCGCGGCAAGGUCGCUGCUGCUGAAGCUCGACCACGAGGAGAUCCUCGCCGCCUGGGCGGGCCGCGGGUCGCUCUACAUCGGUGGCGCCGUCGCCGCCGCCGCCACCACAGGCGCGGGCCACGGCGCAGCGGAGCUGGAGCUCGACUCCGUGUUCGUGGAGGUGGGGCCGUCGUCUGAGGCUGAGCCGACGGCGGCGGGCGCAUGGAGCGUGGCCGGGACGGCGGCGAGAGCGGAGAAGGUGAGGCGGUACAAGGAGAAGCGGCAGGGGCGGCUGUUCGCGAAGCGGAUCCGGUACGAGGUUCGCCGGCUCAAUGCCGUCAAGCGGCCGCGCUUGAAGGGCCGUUUUAUUAGGGAGAAGGAAGGCGCCACAAUCACAUAGAGAAGCCAGCAAUGAAGCAUCUCUGCAAUCUCCAUCGCUUCUUCGCGUGUACAUGAUUUGCUCAGUUCUCUCGUUCUCUCAUGUCCAAUUCUGUUCUGCCCUGGGGUUGCAAGUUGUGAGCCUUCAGGUGCAGAGAUGAUGCAUUUGUGGAUUUUAUAUCUCAUAGGAUGAAAAUAACAGCAAUCAGUUCAGCCAUGAUGUGCCCAAACUGCUCAUCAACUAUCAGUUCAACAUCUCUGUAUUGUCAUCAGCAUCAGGUGCUGCUGGUCGAGGAGACGAGGAGGGAUUCGAUAAUUUGCCAUUAUAUACAAAAAUAUGACAAAACGGGCUUCGAUUAUUUGUAUUUUGUGAGAUAAGCGAAAGAACGGAACAUUAUGCAAUUUGCCUUUAAUCAAAGAGAUGAGAUGUCAGGUUCAGAUUCAUCUAAUCAGUGCACGGUUGAACUCAAUCUGAUCCGUUUGAUCAUCCUAGUAGAAUUGAAUUGUACUGCAUCGGUGGAGUAGUAAA
This is a messenger RNA of Oryza brachyantha (malo sina), 1496 nucleotides long. RefSeq names its product zinc finger protein CONSTANS-LIKE 4. The record is from RefSeq and is a predicted model, not a curated record. The transcript has 3 exons. Gene Ontology annotation, molecular function: protein binding. Gene Ontology annotation, biological process: regulation of DNA-templated transcription. Lineage: Eukaryota; Viridiplantae; Streptophyta; Magnoliopsida; Poales; Poaceae. Gene Ontology annotation, cellular component: nucleus. The coding region runs from base 72 to 989 and encodes 305 amino acids.